Molecule: messenger RNA, 162 nt
Organism: Pyrenophora tritici-repentis Pt-1C-BFP
Lineage: Eukaryota; Fungi; Ascomycota; Dothideomycetes; Pleosporales; Pleosporaceae
Source: RefSeq, a predicted model, not a curated record
AUGGCUCUCGACACCCAGAGCAUCAUCGCCAUCAUCGCACUGCUCGUGUCUUGCCCGUCGACAAUAUGGCUGGUCUACAAGAUAAGCAGAUGGGCUCUUACCGACACACGCACAACCAUCAUGCAGACUAACGUCAGGGAGCAACUUUCUUUUCCACACUGA